AUGGCAGACUCAGAUGCUACUGUUCCGCCGUCCAAUUUUUAUGGCCGCCCACCAAAAACGCCCAAGCCUGGCAAAACGCCCGCCCCAGGAACCCCACACCACGACCGCCUAUCAUCAACAACACCGUUUACCUCCACUGCUCUCGAAAAUGAUCCUGUUUUCGUGCAAGCGGCUGUAGAAAUGAAAGGAAAAUUUGUGGGACCCGUCUCACCUGAAGUCUUUCUUGAUCGUUAUCUCCCGACAUCAGCGGCCACCCCUGCCAUGCCACAAGUCGACUAUGCAGCCUUCCAGCGCGUUGCAAGUCAGUCCAAAGAGCUGGAGAUGUAUGAACCUUUGAUUACGGCUCUUCUUCCUUUCUGUCAAGGCAUCGAACUUCUCAACACAUCUGGGGUCGAAGAUCCCGACUCUGGUGUCUUUUCAGGGAGGCGCAUCAAGCCAGACAUCUCCUGUUACAAGAACGAAUGCGUGCCUGUAGCCGAUUCUUGCAUUACCCAAGCUCACCUCAUGUCUACCUGCAUCGAAGUGAAGAACAAUUACGAAGACGAACCUUUUACCCUGAAGAAAAACGAAGAAUUCGAAGUAGACACCUCAAGUGCCCGGGACACUCGCGGCCAGCUCACCGUUUAUGCCAACGCGAUACAGGCCUUGCAGUCCCGGACGCAUACACUCACAAUUUUCAUCAACAAAUCGCGCUGUCGACUCAUGCACUGGUCUAAAAGCUGCACGGUGGUCACUGAUGCAUUCGAUUAUACGAAGGAAAACUGGCUAGCAACGUUCUUCUGGCGGUUUUCGCACGCAGAUGACACAACCCGUGGCGUAGAUCCAACUUUCUCUCCCUAUCACCAUGGAGGACCUUGA
This is a messenger RNA of Cyclocybe aegerita, 858 nucleotides long. NCBI's taxonomy places the organism in Eukaryota, Fungi, Basidiomycota, Agaricomycetes, Agaricales, Hemipholiotaceae. The record is from the annotation of a GenBank genome assembly.